CUUCUCCGCGGCGGCCGGGAGUAGGGCGCCCGGUGCGCCCCGCCGGCUCCCCCGCCCUGCCCGCUGCCCACCCUCCGGGCGCGGGGGGAGAGCCGCCGCUGGGCCGCCGUUGCCCGGGCUGCCGCUACUCCCCCCCGCCCCUCCGCGCCGCCGCACCGAGCAGGCGGCGGCGGGGAGACAAAAGCGGACAAAGGAGGCAAAACGCGUGUUUCGCUGCAGGGGUAGGCAGGGCUGGGCUGGGCACCGCUCGUUGCUCGGCGGUCCCGCGUCUCCGCGGGCACGGGGGGCGCCCGGGCGAGCUGGGGCGGCGAGGUCGGCGCCGGGGUGCCGGCUCCCGGGGUGCCCGACGCCGCUGCCCCGGCAUCGGCUUUGUUCCCCUCCACCGCCCGCUGCCGCUCCCCGGGCCGCCGAGUUGUAGCGGAGUAUUUAUUUCAGCGUGUUUAUUUUUAGGCUGGAAAAUAAAAGGCUUGGCACGGUGACCUUUGGCUGUCGCAUCCGGCGCCAAAUAAAAGGGUCGCGCUCCGGCCGAGGCCCGCGGACGUGUAUGUCCGCCCCUGCUCUUACGUAAAUCCAUGUGCUGUCCCCAAGGUCGCGGCCCCCGGGGCGCUCCCGCGACCCCCCGCACCCCCCCGCCUCCCGUGGGGGCGGCGGGCGCUUCCCCGAGCUCAAGGCAGACCCCGGGGUCGGGCGGGCAGAGGCCGGGGAGGGGGGGGGGGGGGCGCUGGGGCUCGGCGCCGCUGACCUCCCGUGCUUGCUCUCCGCCCCGCAGAUCGGCAGCACCCCUCCGGAGCUCUGUCACCGGCGUCGGCGGCGCGGAGCGAGAAGGAUGCGGGCGGCGGAGCGGCGGCGGGCGGCGCUCCCCCGCGGCGGGCGGGCUGGCCGCGGGGCCCCGGCGGGCGGCUGCUGAGCGCGGCGCCGCGGGCAUGCUGCGGCGGGAAGCAGGAGCCGCCGGCAGCGGGGGCGCCCCGGCGGGCGGGCGGCCCCUCGAGCGAGACGGAGGGAGGAUGGAGCCACAAAGGACUCAGGCUGACACGUGCGGCGGGGCGGCCGGCGGCCGCGGCUAGGGCCACCCCCCUCCCCUCCCUCCUCCCCUCCCCGCUAUGCUGCGCUCCCGCCGGGCCCCUCAGCGCGCUCGACGCACGGCGGCGAUGGAGCCGGCCGGGCUCCUCUGAGGCCGCGGCCGGACCCAGCAUGGCCUCGGCGGGGACCCCGGCGCCGCGGCGCCCCGGGGCGGAGCGGCCGGCGGCGGCGGCGGGGGGCCGGGCGGAGGCGCCGCGGUGCCGCAGCCUGCCCGCGCUCGGCGGGGCGGCGCCGCGGGGCCGCGGGGCCGCGCUCGGCUCCCCCCUGGCGGCCGGGGGGGGCGGCGGCGGCGGCGGCGGCGGCGGCGGCGGCGCCCCGCCGAGCCCCGCCGCGGGAGCGGCUCCCGAGGACGACCGGGGCGGGGGCGCCGCCGCAGGCGGCGCUGGCCGGCCCCCUGCCGUCGCCGCCGGCGGCAGCGGGAACUUACCCCGGAGGACGGAGCGCGGCCAGGCGGCGGCGACGCCCGGCCGAGGGGUGUCCCCGGGCCCCCCGCCGCCGCAGCCGCCGCCGCGGCCGCCGCUGCUGCUGCUGGCGGGCCCCCCGGGCAGAGCGUGCCUGCGGGCCGUGCUGGCGGACUCGCGCUUCUUCUUGGUGUGCAUGUGCUUCCUGACCUUCAUCCAGUCCCUCAUGGUCUCCGGGUACCUGAGCAGCGUCAUCACCACCAUCGAGCGGAGAUACAGCCUCAAGAGCUCCGAGUCGGGGCUGCUGGUCAGCUGCUUCGACAUCGGGAGCCUGGUGGUGGUGGUCUUCAUCAGCUACUUCGGGGGGCGCGGACGGAGGCCACUCUGGCUGGCUGUAGGGGGGUUUUUCAUCGCCCUAGGAGCUGCGCUCUUCUCCUUACCUCAUUUCAUCUCGCCGCCGUACCAGAUCCAGGAAUUGAACUCCUCCGUCAGUAACGAGGGCUUGUGCGUGACUGGCAAUGGCACUGCCAAAGAGCAGUGGGACUCGCCGGCUUGUGUCAAGGACUCCGGCGGAAACGACCACUCUCUGUACGUAGCUUUAUUCAUUUGUGCCCAAAUCCUCAUUGGCAUGGGCUCGACACCCAUCUAUACCUUGGGACCAACCUACCUAGAUGACAAUGUCAAGAAAGAAAACGCCUCGCUUUACCUAGCCAUCAUGUACGUAAUGGGAGCACUUGGUCCUGCAGCUGGAUACUUACUAGGAGGACUUCUUAUUGGUUUCUAUGUUGAUCCUAGGACAACUGUUUAUAUUGACCAGAGUGAUCCCCGAUUCAUUGGAAACUGGUGGAGUGGAUUUCUCCUUUGUGCCAUUGCAAUGCUCCUUGUGAUAUUUCCCAUGUUUACCUUUCCGAAAAAGCUUCCUCCUCGACAUAAAAAAAAGAAAAAGAAAAAGAAGAUGAACUCUGAUGAUGUUUCAAGUGAUGAUGAGGUGAUGAAAGAGAAAACAAAUAGUAAAAUACAAGCAGACAGUGCAGUUCCUGCCUCUAUGGGAUUUGGAAAGAAUGUUAAAGAGCUUCCAAGAGCAGCUGUCAGGAUCUUAAGCAACAUGACAUUCCUUUUUGUGAGUUUGUCAUACACAGCUGAGAGUGCCAUUGUCACAGCUUUUAUUACCUUCAUUCCCAAGUUCAUCGAGUCACAGUUUGGCAUCCCAGCUUCCAAUGCCAGCAUCUACACUGGUGUGAUUAUUGUCCCAAGUGCUGGUGUUGGUAUUGUCCUAGGCGGCUACAUUAUAAAAAAACUGAAACUCGGUGCGAGAGAGUCUGCAAAGUUGGCUAUGAUCUGCAGUGGUGUAUCUCUGCUGUGCUUUUCAACUCUUUUCAUUGUUGGAUGUGAAAGCAUUAAUCUAGGGGGAAUAAAUAUACCUUACACGACUGGUCCCACUCUUGCCAUGGCCCACAGGAAUCUGACUGGGAGCUGCAAUGUUAACUGCGGAUGUAAGAUUCAUGAGUACGAGCCCGUCUGUGGAUCAGAUGGAAUAACAUAUUUUAAUCCUUGCCUAGCUGGCUGCAUCAAUGGUGGAAACCAUAGCACAGGGGUAAGAAAUUACACAGAAUGUGCGUGUGUCCAGAGUCGCCAGGUGAUCACUCCGCCAACAGUGGGCCAGCGCAGUCAGCUCCGUCUGGUUAUUGUCAAAACCUACCUGAAUGAGAACGGCUAUGCUGUUUCUGGGAAGUGUGAUCGAACCUGCAACACACUUAUCCCGUUCCUGAUAUUUCUCUUCAUUGUUACCCUUAUAACAGCGUGCGCCCAGCCGUCAGCAAUCAUAGUGACACUGAGGUCUGUGGAAGAUGGAGAGCGGCCCUUUGCACUAGGAAUGCAGUUUGUUUUAUUACGAACUCUUGCUUACAUUCCCACUCCAAUUUAUUUUGGGGCUGUUAUUGACACCACGUGCAUGCUUUGGCAACAGGAUUGCGGCAUACAAGGAUCUUGUUGGGAAUACGAUGUCACCUCAUUUCGUUUUGUCUACUUUGGGUUGGCAGCUGCUCUCAAGUUUGUUGGAUUCUUUUUUAUUUUUCUGGCCUGGUAUUCCAUUAAGUGUAAAGAAGAGCAACUGCAGAGACAGAGAUGGAGGGCUUCACCAGUGAACACUGUGAGUGAGAUGGUUGGCCAAGCUGGACCCCAACAAAACUAUGCACGGACUAGAUCCUGCCCUACCUUCAGUUCCCGAGGAGACAUCAGUGUGGCACAAGGAAUGAACUGCGUAGCACAGACAUACCCCGGCCCUUUUUCAGAAGCAAUAAAUUCCUCAAAUGAAAAUGCAUUGGAAGAAGUCACUGCUGAGAUAUAGACCCCUGGCUUGGUAAUGUAAUAUUUAGUUUUGUUGGUUGACUUAAUUACGGCGCCUUGUAAAACACCUGUGCCUUCUAUUUUUAAUCUAAAUGUAACAUGUGAUAAAACCAACAAAGCUUAAUGUAAACAACCAUAGUAUGUUCCUGAGGGCUGGAUACCUCAAACCAACCCAAGUUCUUAUUUCUACCCUCCCGACAAUGGAGUUUUAAAAAUUGUGUUUGUAAUUAUUUCAGAUGUGUCCAUUAAAUGUCCAUGCUCUGAUCUAA
This is a messenger RNA of Harpia harpyja (harpy eagle), 4096 nucleotides long. RefSeq names its product solute carrier organic anion transporter family member 5A1 (gene SLCO5A1). Lineage: Eukaryota; Metazoa; Chordata; Aves; Accipitriformes; Accipitridae. The transcript has 9 exons. Gene Ontology annotation, biological process: transmembrane transport; sodium-independent organic anion transport. The coding region runs from base 1192 to 3828 and encodes 878 amino acids. Gene Ontology annotation, molecular function: protein binding. The record is from RefSeq and is a predicted model, not a curated record. Gene Ontology annotation, cellular component: membrane.